GGAGGGAGGGCAAAGCGAGCGAGCAGGCGAGCAGCGGCGCGGCGAGCCCUGCCUGGCCCUUUAAGGACUGCCGGUUCCGGAAUAGCAGCCGCCGCAGCCGCCCGGCAGUCACUGGAGAGACCCUCUCCGCUCGCACCCGCCGUGGGGAGCGCGCAGCCCGCGGAGCGGCUGUCCCAGUGGCAGUGCCCUGCGCCGAGGCGUCGCGCUGGCUUCCCCCUUGCAGCAGCUGGGCAAAGCCGCCGCUGCCCCUCCGUACCCCGGACCCCGCUCCUCCGCCGGACCGCUUCCGGAUAAAAAAACCCACGCCGGAGGGGUGGUCCAGCAGCGCCCCGCCCCGGCCCCUCUCGCCGGCCAAGAGCCACUGCGGGCUUGCGGGGAGUGAGCCCCCUCCCCAACCUCUCGUUUGAACAGCGCCCCCCCCCAAUUUCCCUGGACGCUGCCGCUGCCGCCCAAGCCACCCGUCGUCCAAGCUCCCCAGCCGGCUGCUUGUGGCCCGCCGACCUCUGUCUCCCUCCAGCAGCCCCUGCUCGCCCCGCGCCCUCGCCGCCCCGCCGGGCGGGGAUGGCCCACGGCGGGCUCCUGCUCUUGCUGCUCCAGCUGCUGGCGGCGUCGGGGGCCGAGGAGCCGUCGCGGCCGGCCUGCCCGGCGUGGACGGAGCCAGAGCCACCCUUCGACGCGCUCUACGCGGCCGGCGUGGAGGCGCACUCGCGGGGCGACUUCGCGGGCGCCGUGCGCUGCCUGGAGCGGGCGCUGAGCGCGCACCGCCGCCUGCGGGAGACGCGCCUGAGCUGCGGGCUGCGCUGCCGUCGGCAGGCGCCGCUGCCGGCCCGGGACGGCUGGGAUGCCCUGCAGAGAGACCUGCCCUUCGCGGCUGCCGUGCUGCGCCGGGCGCGCUGCCUGCGCUCCUGCCGCCGAGACGCGCGCCUCGGCCCGGACUCCCGGCACGUCGCCAGCGAGGAGGUCCGCUCGGAUUUCCAGCGCCGGCUGCCCUACAGCUACCUCCAGAGAGCCUACAUCCAGUUAAACCAGCUGGACAAGGCGGCCGAUGCCGCACACACCUUCUUUUUGGCCAACCCGGAGCACAUGGAGGUGCAGCAGGACAUUGAGAAGUACAAGACCAUGGCGGGGAAGGUCGAUUUGGUGGACCGAGAGGCCAGGCAGCACAUGGAGGACUACCUUUCGGGAGUGAGGCAUUAUGACAAAGAGGAGUACCACCUGGCGAUCGAUUUCCUGGAACGGGCGCUGAAGGGAUACGACGUUGCUGACGCGGAGUGUCGGGUCCUGUGUGAAGGCCCACAGAGAUUUGAGGAGUAUGAGUAUCUGGAGUAUAAAGCCAACUUCUACGAAGCCAUCGCGGAUCACUACAUGCAAGUCUUGGUGUGCCAGCAUGAAUGCGUGAGGGACCUGGCCACGCGUCCCGGGCGCCUCUCUCCCAUCGAUAACUACCUCCCCCUCCACUUUGACUUCUUGCAGUUCGCUUAUUACAGAGUUGGUGAUUAUGUCAGAGCCCUGGAGUGUGUCAGGUCAUACCUCCUCUUCCACCCGGAUGAUGAAGAUGUCUUGGACAACGAGAGCUACUACGAAAGCCUCUUAGAAGGGUCUGUGGACCUGGAGAGUAUCAAGCCCAGGGAGGAAGCCGUGAUGUUCCUGAGGCGACAUAAGCUGGAAGCACACCUCUUGCAGACAGCAGCAGCUGGCCUGGGGUUUCUGUACACUGAGCCGACUUACUGGAGCAUCUCUGGAGCCCGGCAAGAUGAACACAGGAUUCCUUCAGGUGUCCUCAGCGACCAGGUGGAUGCUUCUGGACGGCCCCUGGGAAAGAAGAACCCUCCAAAAGCGGACCGUGAGCUGAGGGAAGGGGGGCCCCUCCUCUUCAGCGAUGUGACCUUUGUCUAUAACUCGGAGCAGCUGAACGGGACCCAGCGGGUGCUGCUUGACAACGUGAUCUCGGAGGAGGAUUGCCAGGAGCUGCACCGGGUGGCGAACGGCAUCCUGCUUGCUGGAGACGGCUACAGGGGAAAGACCUCGCCUCACACCCCCAAUGAGAGGUUUGAAGGGGCCACAGUCCUGAAGGCACUCAAGUUCGCCUAUGAGGGGAGAGUGCCUCUGAAGAGCGCCCGCCUCUUCUAUGACGUCAGUGAGAAAGCCCGCAAGAUUGUGGAGUCCUACUUCAUGCUCAAUGCUACCCUCUAUUUCUCCUACACACACCUGGUGUGCCGGACUGCCCUGUCAGGCCAGCAGGAGAGGAGGAAUGACCUGAGCCACCCCAUCCACGCGGAUAAUUGUCUGCUGGACCCAGAAGCCAAUGAGUGCUGGAAAGAGCCCCCGGCUUACACCUUCCGGGACUACAGUGCCCUCCUGUACAUGAACAGCGAUUUUGAAGGCGGCGAGUUUAUCUUUACCGAGAUGGAUGCCAAGACGGUCACGGCCUCUAUAAAACCCAAAUGUGGCCGCAUGAUCAGUUUCUCCUCCGGCGGGGAAAACCCGCACGGUGUGAAGGCCGUCACCAAAGGCCAGCGGUGUGCAGUCGCCUUGUGGUUCACUCUCAACCCGCUCUACCGGGAACUGGAGCGGAUCCAAGCAGACGAAGUGAUUGCGGCCUUGGACCAGGAGCGCCUCGGAGGACCCAGCCAGCUCAGCAUCAACCCCAAGGACGAGCUAUGAACUAGGCCAAGGACCCACCAUUAAAAUAUUUAUUUAAUAUUUGUUUUAAA
Messenger RNA from Hemicordylus capensis (graceful crag lizard), 2714 nucleotides. It is a transcript of the gene P3H2, whose product is annotated as prolyl 3-hydroxylase 2. Gene Ontology annotation, molecular function: procollagen-proline 3-dioxygenase activity; iron ion binding; L-ascorbic acid binding. The transcript has 15 exons. Gene Ontology annotation, cellular component: endoplasmic reticulum. NCBI's taxonomy places the organism in Eukaryota, Metazoa, Chordata, Lepidosauria, Squamata, Cordylidae. Gene Ontology annotation, biological process: collagen metabolic process. The record is from RefSeq and is a predicted model, not a curated record. Bases 562 to 2664 code for a protein of 700 amino acids.